AUGGAGCGGUUCGAGGCGUGCACAGCUCACGCCAAUGCCGCGGGGUGGGAGGGUCGAAGAUGGGGAAGGGGAAGGGGAGCCAUCGCAGCUACUUCGGCGGCACUGCUUCUAUGCCUCGUUGUCCUCGUCUCGAUCGGAGGGAGAAAGACUUCUGUCUUGCAGGAAGAGGGAACAGACUCGAAGAUGGAGGCUGCAGAGAAGCUGGCGAAGUGGUCAAAGGAAGUGAACGAUUUGGAGGCUGAAGUCAAGAAGUUCGAGGUCGAGGCCAACGAGAAGGCCGUGGACGAGCUUGUGCACCUAGCUAAGGUCAAGGAUCUGCUAAAUCAGCUCAAGGAUCAGGUCCCUCUUGAGGCUCCUCCGAAGCCCUGGAGCUACGAGGGAGCGACUGGGCCUGACCAUUGGGCUGAACUCUCCUCUGACUAUCAGCUUUGUGGUACCGGGCAGCAGCAAUCUCCCAUCAACAUCGAGCUUGACCUGCAGCAAGCGUCUCUCCCAUCUCUUGGAUGGGUUUUGCCCAAGGACAAUGCUGCGGUGACGACCAAGACCGGAGACAGUGCGCUAGCUGGACGGGAGUUUUACAACGGCCACACGUUUGAAGUUGAAAGCCUUGGGUCACCUACUCUCCUUCUGGGUGGUGUUACAUACACCCUGGAGCAGUUCCACUUCCACACCCCUUCCGAGCACAAGGUUGCGGGCAGGCACUAUGAUAUGGAGAUGCAUUUCGUGCACUCGGCCAUGGUGGACGGCCAGAAGAAGCUUGCUGUGAUUGCAGCAUUCUUCGAAGUGGGCGAUAACUCUCCCGCGUUCGUCAAGCAGUUGUUCGAAACUGCCCUACCGAGCGUCAGCAGUAAUCCGACGGCUUUGGCUCCAAACUUGGACUUCAGGGGGAUCGCCCAGGAAGUUCUCGUCGGGACUGUCCCUACCAAGCUCGAGUCCGCCAACGAGUUCGUUCCCAACUUCAAGAACUACUUCCAGUACACGGGAUCCCUCACAACCCCCCCUUGCACUGAGGGUGUGACGUGGGUCGUGUUGAAGAAUCCAGUUGACAUCACGGCGGCCGAUCUCAGCGCCAUUCAGAAUCUGGAGGGAAAGAACAGUCGGCCGACACAGCCGUUGAACGGACGUGUCGUCCUUGACGUGGGCGGCUCAACCCCAUGA
Messenger RNA from Guillardia theta CCMP2712, 1158 nucleotides. RefSeq lists its product as hypothetical. NCBI's taxonomy places the organism in Eukaryota, Cryptophyceae, Pyrenomonadales, Geminigeraceae. Gene Ontology annotation, molecular function: carbonate dehydratase activity; zinc ion binding. The record is from RefSeq and is a predicted model, not a curated record. The transcript is spliced from 9 exons. The coding region runs from base 1 to 1158 and encodes 385 amino acids.